This is a messenger RNA of Histoplasma capsulatum G186AR, 366 nucleotides long. RefSeq lists its product as uncharacterized. Lineage: Eukaryota; Fungi; Ascomycota; Eurotiomycetes; Onygenales; Ajellomycetaceae. The transcript is spliced from 2 exons. The record is from RefSeq and is a predicted model, not a curated record. The coding region runs from base 1 to 366 and encodes 121 amino acids.
AUGGCUUAUGGCUUAUGGCUUGAUGGGAUUGACCACGUGGAGCUGGGCUCAGAGCCACUUUCUGCAUCCAAACAUUCCCACUCAGCUCCACUUUGUGUUGUGGAAGAGGAUCGAUCCCAUGAUACCUACUCCGUACAAUUCACACUACUCAGCCAUAGCACCAUCGCAUCAUCGCGGACAUCAGACAGCAGACGUCAGAAAAAGCCCGCCGUGGAAAAGGAAAAAAGGAACCACAACCCCUUCCCCCCGCCCCCGCCAACCGCGGUCCCUGCCGCAAUCCAAUCUUGCCAUCCGCCAUCGCCAUCGCCAUCGCCACCAGCCAAGAACCCAGAGCCCAGUGGCGGCGGGCAAUGGAUAGGGCUAUAA